This is a messenger RNA of Ipomoea triloba (trilobed morning glory), 3080 nucleotides long. Its product is annotated as probable ubiquitin-like-specific protease 2A. Lineage: Eukaryota; Viridiplantae; Streptophyta; Magnoliopsida; Solanales; Convolvulaceae. The coding region runs from base 153 to 2888 and encodes 911 amino acids. The transcript is spliced from 16 exons. The record is from RefSeq and is a predicted model, not a curated record. Gene Ontology annotation, biological process: proteolysis. Gene Ontology annotation, molecular function: cysteine-type peptidase activity.
AGCAAGUCACCGUAAAACGCAGGUGACGUGAGCGGGCGGGUAAACUGGUUCGAAUUGCAUAUCAUAUAUGGAACUAUAAUUUUAAAAAGUUGAAAACCCUCUGUUCUAGUCAGUCGCCGGAAAUUUGGAACCGAUCGGCACAACGCACGGCAAUGACCAAGACGAAGGGUCGGAGUAGCCCUAGUCCCAGGAAAUCAAAGUUUGCUGCCUUCGAAUUCACGGCAGAAGACGAACGAGUCGAAAAGGAUUCGAUGAUCACACUCUGCAAAUUUAAGAAAAGGAAAAGCCCACAAAAACAUUCCCCUAUCAACAAAUACACUUUCCUGAAGUCCUUUGCAAGAGGAGUCAAAAAUAUAGUAUAUGAGUUUGUGGAUGGACUUGUUGAUACUGGUUCUAGUGAUGGGCCUAUGGAUGUGGGGAUCAUCAAGUCCCAUACCGUUGCUUCAUCUGGUUCUUCUGGCUGCAAGCCUUCAGAGCACAAUCAUGGUUCAGAGUUUUCCUCUCCCAGUUCAGCAAGAAUUUCAGGCAUUGUGACUGAUGACAAGCAUGUGUGCUCACGUCCUCCUCUAAUCCCAGCUGAUAAUGAGCCAGUUGUUGUAGAUUCAGAUGAUGACCCUGUGAUUGAACUGAGAUCGCCAAAAUCUCCAUCCAUUGCUCAGCUUCAGGGUUUACCAGAUGAACAUGCAUUGAAGUACAGCUCCAACGUACAUGAUACUGAAACUUUGGUGAUUGUUAUCCCUGAUCAUAUCAUAUACAGGCAUUUUUUUUCCACACAUUCCUGUUUGUCAUUUUCUCCCAAAUGCAUAACGCUUGAGGCUUUUCCUAUUUCUGAGACAAUGCCUUUGACAUUUAAGUGGAAGGUUUCUGCUAUUGUUGACAUUCGGUCUGUGUGGAUUGAUAGCGUAAAAACAGCUAAUGUCAUAGUUCGCCUGAUAUCAAGGACGCCGAGAAGUAGAGCUGUUAGGAUCUUGAGCUUUGCUGUUUGUGAUCCUGAUUGGUCUGACAGACAAGAAGCAAUUCAAUCACUAGACUUCAGAUAUAAGGACAGAUGGAGAACUGCUGAGGUAGAUACCGUGGGGAGUGAACUAUUUUUUGGGCAGGAAAGGUUUUCUCCUUCAAGCACUUCUUUUCCCAUUUUUGAAGAAUCCUUUAAUGAAGUUAUUUAUCCUAAAGGGGAUCCUGAUGCUAUUUCCAUCAGUAAGAGAGAUGUUGAUCGACUUCAGCCAGAGACAUUCAUCAAUGAUACUAUUGUUGAUUUUUACAUAACAUAUCUUAAAAAUAAUAUCCGUUCAGAGGAGAAGCACAGGUUUCAUUUCUUCAAUUGUUUUUUCUUUCGGAAGCUGACUGACCUAGAUAAAGAUCCAUCUCAAGCUUGUGAAGGGAGGGCAGCUUUUCAGCGCGUUCGCAGAUGGACAAUCAAAGUUGAUAUUUUUAAAAAAGAUUACAUUUUUGUUCCAAUAAACUUUAGUUAUCACUGGAGUUUGAUUGUCAUCUGUCACCCUGGGGAAGUGGCUGGCUAUAGAGAUAAUGAAAUGGAGAAGUCAUCCAGGGUCCCAUGCAUCUUGCACAUGGAUUCUCUUAGAGGAAGCCACAAGGGUCUCAAGGAUCUCUUUCAAAGUUACUUGUGGGAAGAGUGGAAAGAGAGGCAUGGUGAGCUGGCUGAAGACAUGCAUAGGAAGUUCAGAAAUCUGCAGUUUGUCCAUCUCAAGCUACCACAGCAGGAGAAUUUGUUUGAUUGUGGCCUUUUUUUACUCCACUAUGUUGAACUUUUUCUGGAGCAGGCUCCAGUCAACUUCAGCCCUGCCGGUAUAACAGAAUCAUCCAAAUUUCUAAGCAAGGACUGGUUCCAGCCUAAAGAUGUCUCUUAUAAGCGUGAUCAUAUCAGAAAGUUGAUAUAUGAAAUUCUCAAACAUACUCAGGAUGAUUGUUCAACUGAUUCUGAUUACAAGCAUUCCUCGAAUAGUAUAAAUAAGGAACAUGCAGGUGUGGAAUUCGUCAAUGAAUUGUGCAGUUCUAGGGAAACAAGCCAAAUCAAUGACUAUCACUCUCCUGCUGAUGCUGAUGUUCAAAUUUUGUCUCCACCACGAACCCAUGUUAAAAGCUUGAAAUUUGCAGGAGUAACAGAUUUGGUUCCUGGAGUUGUGUCACCGCAAGGUGAUACUCCAAAGCCUGGCCCCAUUAACAAUUACAUGCAUUCUGGACAGAAGUUGACAAGUCGUGGUAGUAUAACUAUGUCACCAAUAGAGGAAGAUGAGGAGACGGGGGAAGAGUUUAUGGACUUCUCACCAGUUCUAAAAAGGGGAAGAAGACAGCAGAUUGAGCAUUUUGUAUUAUGCCCUGUAAAUGAGGACAUCAAGCCGUCCUUUGGAAUGAAAACCGGUGGUCUGUCAAUGCCAUCACAGGUUUGCCCUGGAGAAGAAGUUAAUGUCGAGUCAUCAUCAAGUUCAGAUGAGGAAUCCGUGGACUGCAUUGUUGUAGAUUCUCAGGGCGAGAUUGACACCUGUGAUGAUAUCCAUGAUACAUCAGAGUGCUCUUUCCGCCAAAAGACGAUUACUUGUCUCCACCGCAGCCUAGAGGCCGACUCCACUGAGCAUGAAGCAAAUCGUAUUCAGUCAUAUAUGCAAGAAGAAGAGCAAGCCAGGCCGAAGCAUUUGCCUGAAAUAAUUGAGGUUUCCGGCUCUGACACAGAAGACAAGGACGAGUGUCUCGUGACAUCUACUGCAGAAUCUGCUGCCUUUAUCGUGGAAGACUCUGAGGAGGAUGAAGAUAAUGUUGAAGGAAGCAUGAACCACCGCGUGCAGCCACUACUGCGAAGCAAACCUAGGUGGAAAACUGAUAUGGAUGAUGAAUGUGGAUUGAUAGCUAAGUUGAAGAUGGUUGAAUCAUAAUAUAUCUGUGUCUAUGAGUAAUUCAUGUUUUUUUUUUGGUGGGAAUGAGUAAUUCAUGUUACUCGCACUCAAAUAUGAUCUUAUUGUCAAUAUAUAGACUAUAGAGUACCACAUACUGGAAAGAUGUCCAGCUUCUAUGCUUAUUAGUAAAUUUUUGUGCAAAUUAGUAUUUGUUCUUAACUACAUUCUCAA